AUGAUCGAUGAGUUGUUUGAGGUGGAGCCGUUUACAGAUAACAUAACACACUUCAUGUUUUUCUCUCCCAUGCACGAACUACGUACUCCCUAUCUGCUCCUUACGGCGACUAUCGUCUCGAUACUUCGUCACGGGUUUUGCGAUAUCAUCCAGCCCGUCGACAAUGGAAUGAACAUGGGUCAGAAAAAAUGUUAA
Plasmopara halstedii is the source of this 195-nucleotide messenger RNA. RefSeq lists its product as uncharacterized. NCBI's taxonomy places the organism in Eukaryota, Oomycota, Peronosporomycetes, Peronosporales, Peronosporaceae. Bases 1 to 195 code for a protein of 64 amino acids. The transcript is spliced from 2 exons. The record is from RefSeq and is a predicted model, not a curated record.